Messenger RNA from Closterium sp. Yama58-4, 504 nucleotides. NCBI's taxonomy places the organism in Eukaryota, Viridiplantae, Streptophyta, Zygnematophyceae, Desmidiales, Closteriaceae. The record is from the annotation of a GenBank genome assembly.
AUGCUCCCGCGAAACCCGGAGGAUGGCAUCAGCUUCCUCGAACCCCUUAUGAUAACAUCUCGAACUCCGUAUGAACGCGGAGUAUCUGCUGUCGCUCGGCGCGCUACAGCUGCUGCUGCCGCCGCUCGCGCAGGACAGCAUGGCGUCCGUGCAAUCCGCUGCGACGCUGUCGCUGGGUUGCCUGGCGAAUGUGUCGCACACGUAAUCGCACCACCUCGUGCAGCGCAACGUGUCGCCUUCCCUCGUCGUUCCCUCUUCUUCUCUUCCUCUACCCCUCAGCCGCACCAAUCGACAUCACAAGCGCGCAGCAGCAUAUCUAGUCACGCCACGCUGAUAUCUAGUGCCGUGCGGCGCCACGCUGGCGCUGAGCUGGCAGAGGCGGGCUUGCUGCCGUUGCUGACGGAAUGCCUUCCGGAUGCCAUGCUGGCAGUGCGGGAGACUGCUGCGUGCGCAUUGGGCCACGUGGCGAAGCACAGCGGUGACAUGGCGAUGAGGGUUGGUUGA